This is a messenger RNA of Heterostelium album PN500, 2511 nucleotides long. RefSeq lists its product as uncharacterized. The record is from RefSeq and is a predicted model, not a curated record. The coding region runs from base 1 to 2511 and encodes 836 amino acids. NCBI's taxonomy places the organism in Eukaryota, Evosea, Eumycetozoa, Acytosteliales, Acytosteliaceae. The transcript is spliced from 7 exons.
AUGUUGAAUAAAAACAUAAUUUUCACAAUUGCAAUUGGUUUCCUUUUGUUUGGAACUUGCAAUGCCGUGUUGAAAACAUGGGUUGGUGCGUUGGGUGCAUUAUUUGGAUUGCCACUCAAUUGGCUACCUGUAGGAUUGCCAGGUAUUCUCGACGAUGUCGUUAUCUCUGGAGUUCAGAGUGCAAUCAGUAACAGCACCUCCAGUAUCAACUCACUGGCACUCGGACUGGAGAAUGCACUCGAUAAAACGAAUUUGACAGUGAGUGGAGUGUUCUAUGUGACGCAGGCCGUUACAGUCAAUCGGUCCGGUAACCUUAUUGCUGUGGAUUCCGGACUGAUCACUUUCGCCACACUCAAUAUCCAUGGUGGAAAUGUCAGUGUCUUGGGACACUACACUUUCAAGGGACCUGUCGUCAUGAGCAAUCUCGCCUCACUCGAUGUCGUCAAUAAAAUAUUGACUCUCGAUACACUGUCCUCGACAUCGUCAAUAGUUAACAUUAAUAACGGAUCGACACUCUUCACGGAUCAAUGGCAAAUGACAAACUCAUUGUUAUUUAAUGAACGAUCCACCAUUGUUCUUACAACACCGAAAACUUCAGGAGUUUUGACAACUUUAUCAAGUCAUUCGGUCAUGUAUUUCGAAUUCAGUUAUUUCUCUGCUUUUUAUCAUGAUGUUUUAUUACAAAAUACUUCAGCUAUCUCUUGUUUCUCAUCAAGUUUACAUCUAAGUAAUAUGACAAUCAAUCUUUACAAUACAACUUAUAUGGAUAUGACUAUUUCCCAACUAACAAUGGAAAAAACAAAUUAUUAUUUAAGAGAUAAUACGAAUUUUAGUUUAUACGACUCUAUGGCAUUGUUCAAUGCCUCCAAUAUGUAUCUUCAUGAAAACUCAAAAGUUUAUUGUGUUAAUUCGAAUAUUACUUUGUUAAAUGCACCAGAUGGUUUCUAUAGUUAUGAUAAUUCACAAAUUUUUGUAACUGGUGCAGAAGGAAUGGUUUUCACUCAUGGUAAACAUUAUAUGUUAAACAGUUCAUCAUAUCUCAUGAAUGAAACAAGCAAGCUUGUAGUUAUUGGUGAAUUAAUUAUGCAAGACUCUUCGUAUUUGGAGAGUAACAAAUCGAAUAUUAUUAUCAAUGGAAAGGUUUCAAUGAGUAACAAUGGUCGAGUGAAGCUAGGAGUUUCAUCGAUACUCUAUGUCAAUGGAACAUUGCAAUUGAACGAUAAAUCCAAUAUUGUUGCAACAGGUUCAUACAUAGUCUGCAAUGGUAAAGCAAAUAUGUUGAUCAACGGUGGAUUAUCAGCAACUUUAUCAGCAAUCGUAGUCAAUGGUUCAAUGACAUCUAAUGGAGAAAAUAAAAUAUAUGGAAGUACUGUAUUAGUUUUUGGAGAGUUUUUGUCAUCCGGUGAUAAUACUUAUACUCUAACGAAUAUUACAACCGGUGGAAAUGCGGUAUUCGAUCAAUCGUUCACAGGAUCAUAUUCGUUUAUCACUGUUAACCAAGGUGAUCUAAUCAUUAAGAAGGGAUCACAAUUCAAAUGCACUCAAUGUAGAAUUGUCAUUGAGAAUGGAAAUUUCGUGUACGACGCCAACUCUACUAUCAAUCUAUACAAUACAUCACUCACCAAUGUCAAUGGAGAGGUUGCUUCCAUUGGAAGCAUCAUUCUCUACAAGGGCAGUACUAUCUCCAACAGCGGAACAUUCAACCUAAGUUCCGACAUCUUAAAAUCCAACGAUGUAACCGAACAAAUUAUAUUCUAUAACAGUGGUCAAUUUUCAACCGAUUCAAUUUCGAAAUUAGAGAUUCCAAUUUCAAAUAAUGGUGCAGUUAAUAUUCAAAAUAAUAGCGAUAUUUAUUUCACAGAGUAUAAUCAAUAUUCAGGUUCUCUUAGUGUUUCACACGGUGCUAAACUAUCGUCAAACAAAACUUUUGUUAUAAAAAAUGGUGUGGUACAAGGAAAUGGUACAAUCAAUGGAAAUGUUCAGAGUUCCGGUAAUUUAGGUUCACAACAAUUCAAUAUCGAUAAAAUGAAUUUAAAUGGUACUCUUACUCAGAAUGGUAAUAUUACAAUCAAUAUUGUAACUCUAGAUGAUUUUUCACAAUUUAAUAUAAGUGACCUUGCAAAGUUUGGUGGUGUUUUAAAUAUUAAUAUCAAUAGUGAUCUUCAUACAAACGAUCAAAAAAAUCUAACGGUGAUGAACUAUAUGAAAUCGGAAGGUUUGUUCGAUUCUAUCAAUAUUAGAACAUUCAAUCCAUCGACUGGUGAGAAAUCGACAACCGGUAAAUGUUCAUACAACGUCAAUCAAUCAGAGAAAUCACUUUCGGUGCUGGUAUCGAGCUGUGACACCGGUAAUAAGAAACUUAGUACAGGUGCAAUUGCUGGUAUCGUCGUUGGUAUCGUAGUGGCAGCAGUAAUAAUCGGUACAGUCAUUCACUACCGAAAUAGAAUUAGAUUAAAGAUUAACUCAUCACAAAAGUUGGUUAAACUUAAGAGUAUGGUUUCACAAAAAUAG